Molecule: messenger RNA, 2270 nt
Organism: Grus americana (Whooping crane)
Lineage: Eukaryota; Metazoa; Chordata; Aves; Gruiformes; Gruidae
Gene: PRF1
Product: perforin 1
Exons: 3
Coding region: 47-2086 (679 amino acids)
Source: RefSeq, a predicted model, not a curated record
CCCCCCCAUCCCCCGCUUGUCCCCACGGGCGUCGCUGCCGCUGGCCAUGGCCACCCCUCGACGUCCCUUCUCCUGCGUCCUCUGGCUCCUGUCCCUGGUGUCCCUCCAACCCUGGUCCCCGGUGACCCCCCAAUGUCACCGUGCCAAGGGGGACGCCUGCACCGUCCCCGUCACCCCUGGCACCCAGCUGUUGGGUUGGGGUUUGGAUGUCACCACCCUCAGCCCCACCAGCGGCCAGGUCCUGGCCAUCGGGGAUGUCCCCACGAGUCCGGCGGCCCAUUGCCUGCUCUGCCCCAACCCCUUGGAAGGUGGACAACCGCGACGGCUGCCCACGGGCGUCGGAGGGUGGCGGGCAGGACGACGAUGUCAACAGGCGACGCGGGUGGCGACGGGCAGCCAGGCGUUGGGGAUGAUGGUGGCCGGGACGGAGCAGGUGGCCCAGGGAUGGCGGGUGGGUCUGACCGGGAUGGUCAAACCGGGGGUGCAGGGGACAUUGGCCGUGGCCGGGUCCCACUCGAAGGUGGCCGACUUCGGGCUGCAGCGGCAACGGGAGGACCGCUACGCCUUCACCAGCCUGCAGAUGCACUGCAUCCACUACUGGACCCAGAUCUCGCACCGCGUCCGCCCGUCCCCCCACUUCCUCCACGCCGUGAAGGCCCUGCCGCCCCGCUUCACCCCCGACACGGCGCCCGACUACGGGGAGCUGCUGGCCACCUAUGGCACCCAUUACAUCUCGGCGGCCCAGAUGGGUGGGCGCCUGCGAGCCGUCACCGCCAUCCGCUCCUGCCGGGCCACCAUGAUGGGCACCAGCGUCCAAGAGGUGGCUGAUUGCUUAGGGACGGAGGUGUCGGCUGGCAGAGGCUCCGCGAGACUCAGCGCCAUGGCCAACGCGUGCCAACGGGCCCGGGCGAACAACGAAGGCAACGCCACUUUCAACGAGGUCUACAGCGAGCGGCUGGUGGAAGUGGAAGGAGGAGAACAACAUGGCGACCUACUCUACGGCAGGCCCGAGGCCUACAAAACAUGGCUGCAAGGCCUCCCCACCACCCCGGGGCUGGUGGCGGCCCAAGUCCGGUCCCUCCACACCCUCCUGCCCCGGCACGAGCCCCGGCGGGCGGCGUUACGGGCGGCUGUCAGCCAUUACAUCGCCAGCCGGGCUUUACGGGUCAACUGCAGCCGGGCCUGCCCCGGCGGACAUCUUGUCGGGCCUUGUCAAUGCGGUUGCUCCGCCAACACCGUCGUCACCACCGACUGCUGUUCGCGGCAGCGGGGGUUGGCGCGGUUGACGGUGUUGGUGAAGAGGGGAGAGGGCUGGCGGGGGGACUUGUUUACGAUGACGGACGCCUACGUCCGGGUGAUUUUUGGGAGGCAACGGGUGCAGACAGCCACGGUGUGGAACAACAACCGACCGCAAUGGAACGCCCGGUUGGAUUUGGGGACGUUGGAGUUGCCCCUCGGUGCCCGGUUGAGGGUGGAGGUGUGGGACGAAGACAACAAGUGGGACGACGACCUGUUGGGGUUCUGCGAGGAGAUGUUGGAAGCCGGGAAGAAGCGGGAGGUCAUCUGCUUCCCCGGGGGUGGGCGCCUGCAGUUCAGCUACCAGGUGACCUGCGGACCCUCCCUGGGGGGUCCCCUCUGCCACAGCUACGUGCCACAGCCCCCCAACAACAACGGGAGGCUCUACCGAUUCUCCCAGUGGCCCCCCGGGCCUGGAGAUGGACCCGUGAACUGGCCCAACCAAGACGAGGAGGAAGAGGAAGAGGAAGAUGGCCCUGAGAACCCCGACCCUGAAGCUUUCUGGGAAUCCCUGGAAGCCCCUGGAGCUGACGACUCCACCGCUGAACCCCAAGAGAUGGAGAUGGGUUUUGGAGAAGACCUUGGAGACCACCUGGAUGAGCCCACAGAUGCUUUUGGUCGCCUCCCGGAGCCUUUGUUCAGCUUUGGGGAAGGUCCUUCUGAGGUGGAUCCAUCAUCCGGCUUCAAGGAAGGUCCUGCAGACCUCCAGGAUCCAUCAUCCGGCUUCAAGGAAGGUCCUACAGAGCUGUUUCCAUCAUCUGGCUCUGGAGAGCGUCCUCCAGACCCAUAGAGUCCACCUCCUCACCUUCAAGGAGGGUCCUCCAGACCCCCAACCCCUGCCCAGAUCCAGCAUCUGACCCCCAAUCCCCCUGGACACCUGCCCCUCCCCCCCCCCAUGUCCCUCAGACCCCCAACCCGAGUGUUGUGAGGGGGUCUGGGGGUGGUUCGGGAUGAGAUUAAAUGCUUUUUGCUGC